AUGGACAAGAUUCCCCUCAACUACGAGGCCUCAGAAGGCGACACCAACAAACAAGUCACCAGCACGCUCCCCCAAGAGGUUGUCCAGUGCUUGGAAAAUGCCCGAUUUCUGCAUCUCGCGACUUGCACCGAUAACGUGCCCCAAGUAUCCCUGAUGAACUACACCUACCUCCCGUCGUCGCCGCACUCGUCCGCUCCCGUCAUCGUCAUGACUACGAACCCCGCCUCUCGCAAAACCACAAACAUCAUCGCCAACCCCAACGUUUCCUUGCUCGUCCAUGACUGGGUCUCCCACCGCCCUCACGGCCGCCGCCCCUCUGGCGGCUCCCCGGAUCCUGCGCCUCCCUCCAGUCUUGCGAACCUGCUCCUCAGCCUCAACAGCUCUGCCAUGUCCAGCAUUAGCGCCACCAUAGGAGGUGCCGCGCGCUUGGCCCCCACGGGCUCUGAAGAGGAAAAGUUUUACGUUGCCCAGCACCUCGAAAACAAUACAUUCGAGGACGGCGGCGCCCUCUUCACGCCCGCCGCCCAGGGUGAGGCCGACACGAGCCGCUUCGUCGCGGGGGAGGACGUGCGCGUCAUUGUCGUUGACAUCAACACCGUGCGAAUCAGCGACUUCAAGGGCAACGUUAGGGACUGGGCGCUGGUCCCGACACAGGCAGUCAAUGGGAACGUUUAG
This is a messenger RNA of Beauveria bassiana ARSEF 2860, 675 nucleotides long. Its product is annotated as pyridoxamine 5'-phosphate oxidase. Gene Ontology annotation, cellular component: nucleus; cytoplasm. The coding region runs from base 1 to 675 and encodes 224 amino acids. The record is from RefSeq and is a predicted model, not a curated record. The transcript is spliced from 3 exons. NCBI's taxonomy places the organism in Eukaryota, Fungi, Ascomycota, Sordariomycetes, Hypocreales, Cordycipitaceae.